Messenger RNA from Rangifer tarandus platyrhynchus (Svalbard reindeer), 2022 nucleotides. Lineage: Eukaryota; Metazoa; Chordata; Mammalia; Artiodactyla; Cervidae. The record is from the annotation of a GenBank genome assembly.
AUGGCCCGGGCUCACUGGGGUGGCCACCCCUGGCUUGUCCUCCUCUGUGCUUAUGCCUGGGGCCACCCAAAGUCACUGGACCAGAGAGACGAUGUGAGAAACUGUUCCAUCAGCCCUCCGUACCUUCCAGUUACUGCGGUCAAUACCACAGCGCGGCUCACAGCCCUCCGCCAGCAGAUGUACACCCAGAAUCUCUCUGCCUACAUCGUCCCCGACACAGAUGCCCACAUGAGCGAGUACAUUGGUGAAUAUGACCAGAGGCGUGUGUGGAUUACGGGCUUUACAGGGUCUGCAGGAGUCGCAGUGGUGACCAUGGCGAAAGCCUCUCUCUGGACUGACAGCCGCUAUUGGACACAGGCUGAGCGGCAAAUGGACUGCAACUGGGAGCUUCAUAAGGAAGUUGGCACCACUCCCGUUGUUACCUGGCUCCUCACCGAGAUUCCUGUCGGAGCACGUGUGGGUGUUGACCCCUUCCUCUUCUCCAUCGACUCCUGGGAGAGUUAUGACGUGGCCCUACAAGACUAUGACAGAGAGCUGGUGUCCAUCACCGUCAACCUUGUGGACCUGGUGUGGGGGUCAGAGAGGCCUCCAGUGCCAAAUGAGCCCAUUUAUGCCCUGCAGGAGGCAUUCACAGGGAGCACCUGGCAGGAGAAAGUAGCUGGCAUCCGUAGCCAGAUGCAGAAGCAUCCUGAGGCCCCAACUGCCGUCCUUCUGUCCGCACUGGAUGAGACAGCCUGGCUCUUCAACCUGCGUGGCAGUGACAUCCCUUAUAAUCCCUUCUUCUAUUCCUACACGCUGCUCACUGACUCCUCCAUCAGGUUAUUUGCAAACAAGAGUCGCUUUAGCUCUGAGACCUUGCAGUACCUGAACUCUGGCUGCACGGGUCCCCUGUGUGUGCAAGUCGAAGACUACAGCCAAGUCCGUGACAGUGUCCAGGCUUACACCUCAGGAGAUGUGAAGGUCUGGAUCGGGACCAGCUAUACCUCAUAUGGGCUCUAUGAAGUGAUACCCAAGGAGAAGCUUCUAGCAGACGCCUACUCUCCAGUGAUGGUGACCAAGGCGGUGAAAAACAGCAAGGAGCAAACCCUCCUCAGGGCCAGCCAUGUGCGGGAUGCUGUGGCUGUGAUCCGCUACUUGGUCUGGCUGGAGAAAAAUGUGCCCCAAGGCACCGUGGAUGAGUUCUCAGGGGCAGAACAACUGGAGAAGUUCCGAGGAGAGGAAGAUUUCUUCUCUGGAUCCAGUUUUGAAACCAUCUCUGCAAGUGGCCUGAAUGCCGCCCUGGCCCACUACAGCCCCACCAAAGAGCUGCACCGCAAGCUGUCCUCUGACGAGAUGUACCUGCUGGAUUCUGGGGGACAAUACUGGGACGGGACAACAGACAUCACCAGGACAGUCCACUGGGGUACCCCCUCAGCUUUCCAAAAGGAGGCAUACACCCGUGUGUUGAUAGGAAAUAUCGACCUGUCCAGACUCGUCUUCCCAGCUGCUACCUCAGGGCGAAUGGUGGAGGCCUUUGCCCGCAAAGCCUUGUGGGAUGUUGGGCUCAAUUAUGGUCAUGGGACAGGCCACGGCAUUGGCAACUUCCUAUGUGUGCACGAGUGGCCAGUGGGAUUCCAGUCCAACAACAUUGCCAUGGCCAAGGGCAUGUUCACUUCCAUUGAACCUGGCUACUACCUGGAUGGAGAAUUUGGGAUCCGUCUGGAAGAUGUGGCCCUUGUGGUAGAAGCAAAGACCAAGUACCCAGGGACCUACCUGACCUUUGAAGUGGUAUCCUUGGUACCCUACGACCGGAACCUCAUUGACGUCAGCCUGCUGUCCCCUGAGCAGCUCCAGUACCUGAACCGCUACUACCAAAUCAUCCGUGAGAAGGUGGGCCCGGAGCUGCAGCGGCGCCAGCUUCAGGAGGAGUUCUCCUGGCUACAGCGGCACACAGAGCCCCUGACCGCCAGGGCGGCGCCCACCGCCUCCUUGGCCCCUCUGGUGACUGUCUCUGCUCUUGCUAUCCUAGGCUGGAAUGUCUAG